Eruca vesicaria subsp. sativa (arugula) is the source of this 240-nucleotide messenger RNA. The record is from the annotation of a GenBank genome assembly. NCBI's taxonomy places the organism in Eukaryota, Viridiplantae, Streptophyta, Magnoliopsida, Brassicales, Brassicaceae.
AUGGCUAUCGCCCUAAAAAAUUUACUUGCAUUUGUUUUUACUGCUCUCUUCAUCGUAUCUUCUAUCCAUUGUCGACCGACUACUGCAAAUAUUCCAGGUUAUGGAGUGAAGCAGAUGGAUCGUCAAUGUUUCAAUGGAGCUAUAUGUCGCGGUGCAGUAGGCAACUGCAUUUUUUGGUGUAGAGAUCAUGGGUACUACUAUGGCAUCUGUCUUACUGAUGCAUGUUGUUGUAUGACUUAA